This is a messenger RNA of Acanthochromis polyacanthus (spiny chromis), 867 nucleotides long. Its product is annotated as dynactin subunit 6-like. Gene Ontology annotation, molecular function: dynein complex binding. Gene Ontology annotation, biological process: mitotic spindle organization. Lineage: Eukaryota; Metazoa; Chordata; Actinopteri; Pomacentridae. Bases 62 to 625 code for a protein of 187 amino acids. The transcript is spliced from 6 exons. Gene Ontology annotation, cellular component: dynactin complex. The record is from RefSeq and is a predicted model, not a curated record.
UGAUUAAAAUGUGCUCUAAUGGUUAUUAAGCAGCUGUUAUUAGAUUAAUUCAGUACGAUCCAUGUGUGUUUGCAGUGCUAAGAUCGCAGCUGGAGCUGUUGUUUGUGUUGAAAGUGAAAUCAGAGGAGAUGUGACCAUAGGUGCCAGAACGGUUGUCCACCCCAAAGCUCGGAUCAUAGCAGAAGCAGGGCCCAUAAUAAUAGGAGAAGGGAACCUGAUAGAGGAGCAGGCUCUGAUCAUUAACAGCUAUCCAGAGAAUAUAAUGCCGGACACUGAAGGAGUCGAGCCAAAAACAAUGACCAUUGGGACUAAUAAUGUGUUUGAGGUUGGAUGUGUUUCUCAGGCUUUGAAAAUUGGAGACAACAAUGUGAUUGAGUCUAAAGCCGAUCUUGGCCGGAACGUGAUUCUGACCAGCGGCUGCAUCGUGGGCGCCUGCUGUCAGAUCAACACGUGUGAAGUGGUUCCAGAGAACACGGUGGUUUACGGUUCCAGCUGCAUCCGGAGAGUUCAGAGCGAGAAGCCUCAGCCUCAGACUCUGCAGCUCGACUUCCUCAUGAAGAUCCUUCCUAACUACCAUCACAUGAAGAAGACUGUGAAAGGAAACAGCACUCCUGUGAGAAACUGAAACCUGCAUCUAGAGCAGUAAAAAAAAAAAAAAGCAGCUGGAAAUGCAGAAAACAGCUUAAAUACUUUCCUCAACAAGCACUUUUCUUUCAUUUUUACUCUUCUCAUGUCUCCAGUGUGUGAAAACAACCUUCACACACUUCUGCACUUUGCUUUUAGUUCGUUUUUAUGCCUAUUUAUGUCACGUCUUGCACCAUUUUCAUCUAUAUUUGUAAGUGUUCCAAUAAAGCUUCUAUCAUUCCA